UCGAGAUGUUCACAGGCGUCCAGGACUGACUGCCCCAGUGUCUUGUGUUUGCCGCAUUGUCCAGGGUCCUGGAGCAUCAAAGCCCUAGAGCUUGUUCUUUCAGCAUGGCCUGGCUGAGAGUUUGCCUUCUUGCUUUGGUGGGCGUGGUGAAAUCUGUUGACCUUGCCUGCACAGAUGCCGAGCCACAGUCACCCAGGGAUGUGACUCCAGGCUACACUGGAAUCCUGGCGACUAGGUACGAGCCUUACGGCGAGGAGGAGCGGCGGAACUUUCUGCAGGCAAACCUCCAUUUCCACUUGGGUGCCGAGCACAAGAACGACGGCGAGUACGACCAAGCUCCUCCAGCGGGAGAUCUUGCGAGCACGGUCGCUCCAGGUCUCUUCUGCAAAACCGAUGGCCUUUCGCCUGCGGAGAAGCAACCUUACAACUUCCAGCAUUGUAAGAAUGUCUCCGUGGGCCUCACCUAUGAGUUCCAUUGGGUCUUCUCGAGCGGUGCUCCGGGCCAAUUGGCGGACGACGGCAGUGAGGGCGAGCUCGGGAUCGCUGAUGGUUUGGGCGGUGCCUUUGCUCGUACCGUCAAUGCGGACGUCAUUGUGCGUGGCCAGGUGUGCCUCAUCUAUAACAACGCCUCCCUCGACACUGCUGCCAAGAUUGAGGCAGACUAUGCGGACUUCCUCACGAAGUGGCGCCCGCCGCCAGCUGGCCAGGCAGUGAAGUAUGUGGGAUCCACCACCGGCUCAAGCUACAACGACAAUGUUUGCUCGCCGGCCGAGGUGAACUGGCACGUAGACUUGAAGUGCUGCAAGUUGUCAGCUCAGGCCUUUGACAGAACCUGCCAGGCAAUGUACGAUGAGGGUUUGCGCGAGGACCUUAAGCCCAAGGGCUCGCGCCCACCGGUGGACAGGAGGUGGGUGGCAGACGUGACCUUUCCGCUGCAGCCUGUUUGCGAGAUUCCAGUUCGUGAAGGAAAUACGAACUGAUGGGCUUGUCCAAGCCACCAUGAGAUCACUGGCAGGUCCUCUCCGAUCAGCAAGUGCACUGAUGUGACCUCAGUCCUUGCCACAUUGACCAGCCCACCUUCGGAUCGCACAUUUUUGUGCGUGCCAAUGGGCACGCUAGACUCUUGACCAUUCUCGACCACUUGAUGACAUUUCAAGACUUGUAGCUACUAUCCGUGGCUCGAAUCGUUUUGUAUAGCUUUGCAGUCUGACACUUCGCCUGUGGCGUAAACCGUCAGACUGGUGAUGGCAAGGAGAACGAGCCAGCAUGCUUGAAAG
This is a messenger RNA of Effrenium voratum, 1277 nucleotides long. NCBI's taxonomy places the organism in Eukaryota, Dinophyceae, Suessiales, Symbiodiniaceae. The record is from the annotation of a GenBank genome assembly.